ACACGAGAUUAAUGGCCGCCUCCAUCGUAGUUGGAGGAAGAGGUAGGCGAACCGGAAUACACAUUAAUUUUGUAGUGGAGUACACAAGAUUGCCAAUUGGAGAUGGCCCAGCAGUUAGUUCAGAAUGUUGUUGAUAUUAUGGAUAAUGCCCAUUCCCAACAACAACAGCUGACAGAAUCCAUGAAGUCACUGUCAGAGGCCAAACAACAGGUUAAAUUCAGUGCAGAGCAGUCAAAGAAAUGUCUUAAGGAGCACUUUAAGUGGUUAGAAGAAAAAGCUAUAGAAAAUUUGACCCGCAGACUCAAUGAACUACUCUCAGAGGUUGACAGGCUUUCUGAGGAGGCAUUAUCUCCCCUUACAGACUGUGAAGCAAUGCUAAAUGCAGGCAUUUCAGCAGCUGCCAGAGUUAUGGAGGAUGGAAAGAAGAUCUUAAGUAAUAAUCCAAAUGACCACAUUGAGGACUUGGUGAAGUUUAAAGACAACCCAGACACAAAGCAGUUGCAUAGUGUUCCAGAAAUCCCCUCCCUGGCAGACGUGUCUUACCUGUCUGUUGACAGCUUCCACCCUGACCUGGAGAACAAACUUCAUCAGCUGUUUGAAAAUGAGGGCCGGGUACUAGAGAGGGCACCAGCUCAGAUCUCAGAAAUAGAAGAGCGACCAGGAAGUCUGUUGAUUACUUGGACAGAGGUGGAUGAGGAGGUUGAAGCUGGAGAAUUUUGUUUACAAUACUGCUACGGCAGAGUCCAGUCUAACGAAGACAAAAAUGUCACAUUCCACACGGCCUACACUGGUCCCAACACUUCUUGUAAGGUACGACAUCUGAGGACCAGUACACCAUACUCCUUCAGGGUCAGAUCUCGCCCCGAGGGUGAGGAAAAGUGGAGCAUCUGGAGUGUUCCCCGGACAGCUGUCACAACCAUUCCACACUACCAAUGGAACAACACAACGGAGGGGUACAGUACAAGUAAUGAAGACAAGACUGCAACGAGAUUAUCAGAGGGUCCCACUGAAGUCCUGUACUCCAGCAGUAAUAGCUACCGUUGUGGUUUCCCCAUCACAUUCAGGGUACUGGAUGCUGGAGAGAAGACACCCUUUGAUGGAAUUGGCCUCUCUGCAAAUGAUGCAGACACUGAAACAUUACAGAGGAGCAGCUCUAUAUUUGUGGCAACAUCAGGAAGUGUUUAUGUAGAUGGUCAGGAAAUGAAAACAAAGCUACCCAUGCUGACAAGAGGGUCAUCUGCAACCAUAGAAACUGAAGACCUUGGUAAUGGCAAGGUCAGGGUCAGUAUUGAAGUGGAGGGAAAAGCUGUAACCUUUGAUUGGAAGGUAGAACAGCCCAUGAGUUCCAGCAGUCUUAUUGGACUGGGGAUGGGGGCUAACGCAGCCUCUGUCUGUUUGUUCUUUGGAAUGAAAUUUAGCCAUGAGGAUUGGAAAGUUGGAGUUGAAUGAGAGAAUAUCAUGGAGAAAAUGUUAAACUGUUUAUUCUAGUCAAUUGGAAGAAUUAUGAUGUGGCAUCAGGAGAAAAUGAUCUCUUGGCAUUUAGAUGUGCAUUAUGAAUUUCAUUUCAUGUUAAAAAUUCUAAUAAUAUGACCAAGCAUUGUCAUUAUAUUUUUCU
Molecule: messenger RNA, 1615 nt
Organism: Saccostrea echinata
Lineage: Eukaryota; Metazoa; Mollusca; Bivalvia; Ostreida; Ostreidae
Product: cytokine receptor-like factor 3
Exons: 8
Coding region: 103-1449 (448 amino acids)
Molecular function (GO): protein binding
Source: RefSeq, a predicted model, not a curated record